Rotaria socialis is the source of this 597-nucleotide messenger RNA. Lineage: Eukaryota; Metazoa; Rotifera; Eurotatoria; Philodinida; Philodinidae. The record is from the annotation of a GenBank genome assembly.
AUGUCUCAAUUUCUUCGCCGUAUUACUUCAUUACCUAUUCAAUCGAUUCGUUCUUUUCAUUCGUUCGAUGACGUAACACCAGCAAAAUAUAUUUCAACUCGCCUUAAAAACGGUGUUGGCUCUCGAUAUGUUUGUCAAUUACAACGACUAACCAUACAAGUCUGUAAAGAAUUUCGUACAUCUUUCGGUACAAGAGAUUGGAUUGCUAAUGAUCUAACGAAAUUCGCACGUGAGCACCCAUAUGUUGUUGUUUAUGUUCAACCACGCCGCCAUCGUGCACCAAAUAUAGUUGGUGAAUAUCUCACUGGUGAUCGUCAAUGGAUUCCACUUUCGAAUUGUGAUCGAGAGAAAGUUAAUUGGUGGAUUCAUUCGUUGUUAACACAAAAAGGUGAUCCACAAUGGAGAUUAUUAAAGCAAAUGCACACAGAUUCACCAUCAGUACAAGGUAUAUGGACACCAUUUACUAAUAAACCAAUUGAUCGAAUAACAAGAAUGUAUCCAGAUAAAGAUCUUACUGAAAUGGAAUAUCCACAUAUAACAGCAACGCAACAAAUCCAAGAAUUAUUUGAACAAGAAAAACUGAAUAAAACUUCUUAG